Colletotrichum orchidophilum is the source of this 2571-nucleotide messenger RNA. RefSeq lists its product as uncharacterized. Bases 1 to 2571 code for a protein of 856 amino acids. Gene Ontology annotation, cellular component: mitochondrial inner membrane. Lineage: Eukaryota; Fungi; Ascomycota; Sordariomycetes; Glomerellales; Glomerellaceae. The transcript has 3 exons. Gene Ontology annotation, molecular function: RNA binding. The record is from RefSeq and is a predicted model, not a curated record.
AUGUUACAUACCAGAGCGCUGCUUCGCUCCGGCAUGAGGCCUGCGCCUCGGCUGCAGAUUACAUGGGGCCCGCCCCGGCCAUUUGCUCGACCCCAGCGACAUGGAGAUAUCGUGCGCGCCACGUCCAAAGUAUGGGAGAGCACCGUAACCGGCGACGAGAAGUCUGGUCAUAUCACGACUUCGGAGAGCGAAUCCAUUCUCUUCUUUGACAACCUCUUUCCUCUCAAGCUGACCUACCUCCUCCGACGAUCAUGGCAGUCAGACCGCGACCUGACCGACCUUCUCAAGCGCUUCGACGGUGCUGGUGGAGGCCUUGGCACAGAUCCGAUCAACUUGGUAAAACGAGCUAUUCCGAACGACCUCCCAAUCAAAGUUACAGAGAUCCUACCACGACUGAAGGACGGGGGAGCUUUUGUCAAAUUCAGCCAUGGCUCCAACGUAGUACCCAAAGAUAUUGAGACAUCCCUCGCACGCUCGCUCGAAAAGCACCCCCUCAGACCAUGGUUUAACCCCUUCCGCGGGGUUCAAGCAGGACUCGUCAAGGGAGUUCCGUGGCUGGAGGACCUCUACCGAUUUCCCAGAAGUCGCGUCAAGGUCGAGUUCACAGGAAAAGACGCUGGUGACGAGGCUGUCGAAUUAUCUCAGGAGACCCUCUACAGUAUGUUCCGCAGGUAUGGCAAAAUUGCCGAGAUUACAUCACAGCCCUCCGACUCAAAGAUUCUCCCAAAGUACGCUUAUAUCGACUUUGCGCGCGUUCGCGACGCCAUCAUGGCAAGGAACUGUCUCCAUGGCUUCCUUGUCGACGAGGGUCUGGGUGGCGGAAAGAUUGGUACAAGGCUUCGCCUGUCCUACGAGCAAAAGGUCAAACCGCACAAUAUCUGGAACUGGAUUUCCAGCCACCCCAGGGUGGUCAUUCCAGUUGUUGCCGCCCUUCUCGCUGCCAUCACAGUGGCCAUUUUCGACCCCAUACGUGAAUUCUUCGUCAAGGCCCACAUCCAGCAUUCUUUCACGUUGACUUACAACAGAUUCUAUCGAUGGAUCAAGAACCAAACUUCCGACAUUUUCUCCUCGUUUGGACACAAGAAGACUGACAAGGCUGGUUUCAGCGCAGUUUGGCAGCAUCGUCGCGACCUCAUUGAGCAGAUCCAGACCUGGCUGCUCGAGAGCUCUGACACCUUCAUCGUUGUUCAAGGCCCUCGGGGCUCCGGUAAAAAGGAACUCGUCUUGGAUCAGUCACUCAAGGGCAGGGAAAACGUUCUAGUGAUUGAUUGCAAGCCGAUUAUCGAGGCAAGGGGCGAAAGUGGGACUAUCAAACACCUGGCUACCGCCGUGGGCUACAAACCGAUUUUCGCUUUUUUGAAUAGCAUGAGCAGCAUGAUCGAUUUGGCAGUUCAGAGCACGACUGGGGUCAAGGCUGGAUUUUCCGAGACACUGGAGUCGCAGGUGGUCAAAAUCCUUCACACCACCGCCGAGGCCCUGAAGGAAGUAUCUCUUGCUGGACGCGACAAGGAUGGCAAGGACAGUGACCUGUCAGACGACACCUACUUGGAGGCUCGUCCAGACAAGCGGGCUGUCGUUGUGAUUGACAACUUCUUGCACAAAAAUGAGGGCUCGAGCCUGGUCUACGAUAAGGUUGCGGAAUGGGCUGCGGCCAUGGUUCAAAACAACGUCGCCCACGUCAUCUUCUUGACAGACGACACGUCUUACUCAAAGUCACUCUCAAAGGCGAUGCCAGACCGCGUAUUCCGUCAAGCUGCUUUGGGAGAUCUCUCCCUCGAUGUCGCCAAGAAAUUCAUCAUCAGUCGUCUUGAAGAGGACGAGAUUGAAAAGGUCCGAGAACAAUCUAAAGAGACAGGGGAGACAGAGGAUAAAACUGAGCAACAACAAAAACCGGAUCUUUCGGAGCUAGACUCGGCAAUUGGCAUCCUCGGCGGCCGUCUGACAGACCUUGAAUACUUUGCCAGACGCUUGAAGGGUGGCCAGAGCCCACAGCGAGCCAUCGAGGACAUCAUCAAUCAGAGCGCCACUGAAAUUGUCAAGAUGUACCUAUUAGGCGGCAAGGAUACUGUCGAGGGCAGAAAAUGGUCCACCGAGCAGGCAUGGUAUUUGAUCAAGGCGCUUGCCUCCCACGACGGUCUCCGAUAUAACGAGGUUCUUCUGUCUGAUACUUUCGCAUCUUCCACCACGCCCGGCGCUGCGAAUGGCGAGUCGGCUUUGGAAGGGCUCACAAACGCGGAGCUCGUCACUGUCGAGACCUACAACGGCCGGCCGCAAACUAUUCGACCCGGAAAGCCGAUGUAUCAAGCAGCGUUCAGUCUUCUACUCGAUGACCGUGUUCUCAGGGCCAAGAUGGAUCUAGCGCUGUUGAAGGAGCUUACCAAGGUCGAGACCAAGGUAAUCGAAAAGGCUGAAGGGGAGCUGGCGCUACUGGGCAGCCUGCCAAAACAGCCUGCUCAGACCGGUUCUCGAGUGUUGUACUUGCUGGUCAAACUCGAGAGCAGCCAAAACAAGAUCAUUAAGUACGAAAAGGAGAUUGCUGCGCUCAAGACGGUUCUCAAGCAUAACUACUGA